Messenger RNA from Dermatophagoides farinae (American house dust mite), 1403 nucleotides. Its product is annotated as protein Loquacious. Gene Ontology annotation, cellular component: RISC complex; RISC-loading complex; nucleus. Gene Ontology annotation, biological process: regulation of regulatory ncRNA processing; siRNA processing. NCBI's taxonomy places the organism in Eukaryota, Metazoa, Arthropoda, Arachnida, Sarcoptiformes, Pyroglyphidae. Gene Ontology annotation, molecular function: double-stranded RNA binding; siRNA binding. The record is from RefSeq and is a predicted model, not a curated record.
GUUUAUUCUCUGUUUACAUUUUCAUUGAUGUUUUGUUUCGAAACGUUUUAUUUUCUGAUGAAAACAAUGGAAACUCCUGCUGCAAUUUUGAAUCAAAUUGUCAUUGAUAAUAUUACCGAUGCUGUAUAUACAUUGUUACCUUGUAAAGGUAAAUUAUUUCAAUAUCGUUGUGAAGUAAAAGGCCAUAUCGAAGAAGCAUUAGGCCAAUCGAAAAAGAAAGCCAAACAAGCUGCAGCGAAAAAAAUGGUAAUUUAUCUUUUAAAUGAUUCAAAACUUACAAUCGCCGGCAAUCUUGAUCAGAUUCAUGCUAUACUUGAUCAAUAUGAUGAAGUUGGUGCAUCCAAUGAAUUGAAGGAGAAAAAAGAAGCUACCCAAAUUCAACAGCCUUCAUCGAAUACUAUUAGUGAUUUGCAAAUAUUGUGCUCACGAAAACGAUGGGAAUCACCAUCAUACAAUGAGGUCGAAACCAAGGGAAUGCCACACGAUCGAGUGUUUGUUAUCGAAUGUUUCAUUAAAGAAAUGAAUUUAUCUGCCACUGGUUCUGGUAAAUCUAAACAACAAGCUAAACAUGAUGCUGCAUCAAAAAUGAUGGCCAUUUUGAAGAAUGAAAAUUUAGAUAAAUCAGACGAAAUUUUAGAUCAUCAUAGUAAACGAAACAAAGUUUUUGAAUAUCAACCUAAAACAAAAUUUGAUAUACCAAAAGCAAUCGAUGAUUUUCUCAAGAAUGAAGAAAAAAAUCAACUUAAAGCUUAUAAUACGUUUAAUUUUUUUGCAAAAAUCACAUCGGAUGCUGAAAAAAUGGGAAAGAUGAAAAAAUUAAUACCGAAUGGCAUUGAUUUUAUACAACAUUUUUUCGCCGCUGAUGAAACCGUUGAUUCUAACAAUAUUGAAAUAUUGGCAGCAAAUAUAGCUCAAAUAUUCGAUUGUAAACUUGUACUAUCAUGUUUGCCAGAUAAAUCAUCUGUUGGUCAAUAUCAAUAUUUGGCUGAAUUUUUUACCACUGAUGAAUCUCCCGGUACAUUGCCAUUGAUUACUGUUUGGGGUGCCGAUAAUGAUUUGAUUAUGGCACGUAUUAAAUCCGUACGAUAUUUGAUAUUGCAAAUUGUAUUCUAUCUUUCAAUCAAUGAAAAUUUUAAUUGUCAUUCUGAAAAUGAAUAGUCAACCAUUUGAGUCAAACCGUUUAUCAUAUCAUUAUCAUUUUUGGCCACUGUUUAUGGAACAUCAUAUUUUUUUAAAAUCAUCAAAAAACAUUUACAUUGCUUAAAUUCACCACUUUUUUUUUUUGAAUAUUUACCUAUACACAUAUUGAUAUAACAUUACAAGAAUUCAUUGUUUCGUUUCUAUGAUUCUCUAUUUUGAAUAUCGCUAACUAAAAUAAACCAACAACAUCAUCAUACAUAUAA